This is a messenger RNA of Pyrus x bretschneideri (Chinese white pear), 582 nucleotides long. RefSeq names its product agamous-like MADS-box protein AGL61. The transcript has a single exon. Gene Ontology annotation, molecular function: RNA polymerase II cis-regulatory region sequence-specific DNA binding; protein dimerization activity; DNA-binding transcription factor activity, RNA polymerase II-specific. Bases 1 to 582 code for a protein of 193 amino acids. NCBI's taxonomy places the organism in Eukaryota, Viridiplantae, Streptophyta, Magnoliopsida, Rosales, Rosaceae. The record is from RefSeq and is a predicted model, not a curated record. Gene Ontology annotation, biological process: regulation of transcription by RNA polymerase II.
AUGGAAGCCAAGACGAACAGAGGCAGGCAAAAGACUGAGAUGAAGACGAUAGAAAAGGAAGAUGAUCGUCUAGUUGUCUUUUCGAAACGCCGAUCAGGAAUAUACAAAAAGGCUACUGAGUUAGGGGCGUUAUGCGGUGCACAAGUAGGCAUUCUAGUGUUUUCGCCAAUGGGAAAACCUCAUUCCUUCGGUAAUCCCUCUAUUGAUUAUGUAUUGAACCGGUUUUUACAUAACCAGCAGGAGCCUAUUCUCGAGGCCUACCGGCAGGAAAAAAUACUCCAGACCAUCGAGAACUAUAAUGAGUUGGUAGAGCACCUUGACGUAGUGAAAGAGUGCCGCAAGGCGCUCCGACAAUUGGAAGAACAAAGGGGAAGCGGCGAACAGAAAGUCUGGUGGCAAGCUCCUAUAAAGGAUCUUGACUUGCAAGGACUCAAGCAAAUGCAUGAUUCCUUUAAGCGUGUCGCGGAUCAUGUAAGCAGUAAUCUCAGGCUCACACAAGGCAGUCGCUUUGACAACGGUACUGCCUCCACUUCUGCAGCAGCCGUAUCCAAUCCCAAUCCCAAUCCCAAUCAAUCUCAUUAA